UUUGUCAUCUCCUAUUAUUAAUAUAAAUGGUGUCACAGUGACAAUAUUUACUGAAUGCACAUCAUGUCCAUGAAGGACAAUGAACCGACAAGGCACAGAGGGACUAAAUGUAACGCUGUGGAACACGAAACUUCUGCAGUCGCCUAUAUGCAGGUGUCAGCUAGGCAAAAAAUAAAAUAAAAUAAAGAGUGUGGGCAGUUACUCUGGCUGGACAGGGGUCCAACAAAUGACUGUCUUUCCUGUCGGACCGGAGGGUAGCGGGACUGCUGUCCCUUUUGUUGGACUGGGGGUAGACACUAUGACAUGUCCCUCUUGCUGGACAGCGGACUGGGGUGGAGGACGGUCCACGUCUCCUGGUGGCGGCAGGAGGACCUCCGGACCACCCGCCACCCUCUCACCUCCCAGCGCUCGCUCCCAGGAACCCCCGUGUCCCAUUCUCACUUCCCCAUCGACCUGCGCACCUCCAUGGACGGGAAGUACAGGGAAAUCGCCCAGGAGCUGUUCACACGCAGCCUGGCGGAGAGUGAGAUGCGCAGCGCCCCCUACCAGUUCCCCGAGGACUGCCCCAUCGAGCAGCUGGAGGAACGGCGCCAACGCCUGGAGAGGCAGAUCAGCCAGGAUGUCAAGUUCGAACCCGAGAUCCUGCUCCGAGCCAAGCAGGACUUCAUGAAAACGGACAGCGCGGUUGACCUCGAGCUCUUGCAGGAGCAGGUCCAGGGCUCCAUGGAGCCGCCCUUCGCCAGGGAUCGAGAGCCGGGCCUGGAGAGGGAGUACCAGCGCGUCAGCAUCUCUGGAGAAGAGAAGUGUGGGGUGCCAUUCACGGACCUGCUGGAUGCUGCCAAGUGCGUGGUGCGGGCCCUGCUCAUCCGGGAGAAGUACAUAGCCCUGUCUCUGCAGGACUUCUACCCGACCACGGCCCGCUUCCUGCAGCAGCUGGGCUGGGCGUCACCGAACGAGAUCCACGCGUACGACGAGGUUCCCGAGACACCGGUCGCGGCAGAUGCCCCAGUGCACCCCCCGGUGUCGGAGACGCACCCUUAUGAAGACCAGGACCCCAAGAACAUGCCUCCCGACCUGGGCUACGGCUGCAAGAUGGUGGAUGGCGUGGUCCACGUGUACACCAGGAGGAGCCCGCUGGAGGGGGCCACAGAGCUGGACCUGCCCUACCCUGACCUGCAGGAGUACAUCGCCGACAUGAGCAUCAUGAUGGCCCUCAUCAUCAACGGCCCAGUGAAGUCGUUCUGCUACCGGCGCUUGCAGUACCUGAGCUCCAAGUUCCAGAUGCACAUCCUGCUGAAUGAGAUGAAGGAGCUGGCUGCUCAGAAGAAGGUCCCUCACAGGGACUUCUACAACAUCCGCAAGGUGGACACACACAUCCACGCCUCCUCCUGCAUGAACCAGAAGCACCUGCUGCGGUUCAUCAAGCGGGCCAUGAAGAAAUACCCUGAGGAGAUCGUGCACGUGGAGAAGGGCAAGGGCCAGACGCUGUCCGAGGUGUUUGAGAGCAUGAGCCUGACCGCCUUCGACCUGAGCGUGGACACCCUGGAUGUGCACGCGGACCGCAACACCUUCCAUCGGUUUGACAAGUUCAACGCCAAGUACAACCCUAUCGGCGAGUCCAUCUUGCGGGAGAUCUUCAUCAAGACGGACAACCACAUCGAGGGGAAGUACUUUGGACACAUCAUCAAGGAAGUGAUGGAGGACCUGGAGGAGAGCAAGUACCAGAACGCGGAGCUGCGCCUGUCCAUCUACGGGCGCUCGCGAGACGAGUGGGACAGCCUGGCCAAGUGGGCGGUGCGCCACGGCGUCUACUCCGACAACGUGCGCUGGCUCAUCCAGGUGCCGCGCCUCUUCGACGUGUACCACACCAAGAAGCAGCUGGCCAACUUCCAGGAGAUGCUGGAGAACAUCUUCCUGCCGCUGUUCGAGGUCACCGUGGACCCCCGCAGCCACCCGGAGCUGCACCUCUUCCUGCAGCAUGUCGUGGGCUUCGACAGCGUGGACGACGAGUCCAAACCCGAGCACCACAUCUUCAACCUGGACAGCCCCCUGCCGGCGGACUGGACGGAGGAGGACAACCCGCCCUACUCGUACUACCUCUACUACACGUACGCCAACAUGACCGUGCUGAACCACCUGCGCAGGAGGCGGGGCUUUGACACAUUUGUGCUCCGCCCACACUGUGGGGAGGCAGGGCCCAUCCACCACCUGGUGUCAGGCUUCAUGCUGUCGCAGAACAUUUCCCACGGACUGCUGCUCAGGAAGGCUCCCGUGCUGCAGUACCUGUACUACCUGGCCCAGGUGAGCAUCGCCAUGUCCCCUCUGAGCAACAACAGCCUGUUCCUGAGCUACCACCGCAACCCCCUGCCCGAGUACCUUUCCCGCGGCCUCAUGGUGUCGCUGUCCACCGAUGACCCGCUCCAGUUCCACUUCACCAAGGAGCCUCUCAUGGAGGAGUACAGCAUCGCCGCCCAGGUGUGGAAGCUCAGCUCCUGCGACAUGUGUGAGCUGGCCAGGAACAGCGUGCUGAUGAGCGGCUUCUCUCACAAGGUGAAGAGCCACUGGUUAGGCCCCGCCUACACCCGGGAGGGCCAGGAGGGCAACGACAUCCGGCGCACCAACGUGCCCGACAUCCGCGUGGCGUAUCGCUGUGAGACGCUAUGCGAGGAGCUGCAGCUCAUCACACAGGCCGUGCAUUCGGCCGAGCUGGACCCCAUCGCCGAGGAGGACAGCCUGUCCAUGAUGCCGCUGCCGGGGGCCUCGUGAGCAGGGGGCCUGUCCUCACCUGCUGUCCACCUCUCGGAGGACAGAAACGUGUGUGUGUGUGUGUGUGUGUGUCUGUGUGUGUGUGUGUGUGUGUGCGUGUGCGCAUCAUCCUGUUCCACCCCCACUCUCCUAAGUGUUUAAUGAGUAAGUUUAAGAGUUUUUUCUUUCACGUUCACAUCCCAUCGGUAACAAUUUUUACGUAAUAGCUGAUGAUGAGCGCAUUCACAAUGAUGACUGGAGUAAGUUCACACACUCCGUGUCCCCUUUCCUAAAGCUUAUAUCCCAAAUAUUAAUUAUAGUACCUGUUUUCAAGGCCUUUGUACUCCUUUUGAAUAUAUUAAAAGUGUAUUUUUGUAAUGGAGCAAGAGACACAAUUUAUGAGAAAUACAUUCUAUCUGGGUCUAUAUAUAUCUGUGUAUCUAUAUAUGGUAUCAGACUUUUGUCCCAUACAUGUACCUUAUCAGUGAUUUAACAUUCAUAUUUUGUUGUGGGAUACUGUCAUUGUUUAAUAUUACCGAUCUGUGACUCUGUGCGUGGGGAAUAUCCCCACAAACACUUUCUGAUCUUCACGUUUCUAUGUUUAUGUGGAGUUGGACAGCGCUCUUUGUCCACAUGUCUUUUUCUUGAGCGAUAAACAGUGUUUGUUUCUUCAGUGUGUUUUUGCUGCCAUUUCGAUAAUUAGUGUCAUCGUUGCUGAUUAAUUUCUAUUUCACUUUGGAAGAAGCGGUUCAUCUCCAGAAGUUUGCCCGUUUCACCGUCCAGACACGGUACAAGCGACCAGACUUGUGCGAGCAUGAUUACGCACAUUCCGCACCAUGCCCGUGCCCUGUAGUCAGCAGCUCCAUGGCUUCGUGCCACGAGUUGCGGGUGCGAGGCGGAGCCUCGUCUGGGAACAGGGCCAAGGUUCGAACCGCGGUUCCGGCGGCUCGUCUUCCAGAAAGUGGCUCUUACUGUAGCUGCAACACCUGCGGUGACUGAUUUACACCUGUGGCCUGAAGGUUUACGGUACACCCAGCGCUCAUGUAACGGUCUCGCAUGCUCUGAACGCUUCCUCCAACUGCUCAUGGUGAUAUUUACCGCUUCUCAUACAACAGGAUUAUCAGAGUGAAACAGCCGUUUUUGUCUAGUCACACAGUCAUUUCACCCCCACAGCUGCUGCUCUAUUACAUGUCAAUAUCAGUCUCAGCAGAAUCGUUUUUACAUUUAUUUAUUUAUCAGACACUUUUCUCCAAAGCGACUUCCAAUGAACUCUG
Molecule: messenger RNA, 4019 nt
Organism: Scleropages formosus (Asian bonytongue)
Lineage: Eukaryota; Metazoa; Chordata; Actinopteri; Osteoglossiformes; Osteoglossidae
Gene: ampd2b
Product: adenosine monophosphate deaminase 2b
Exons: 18
Coding region: 304-2766 (820 amino acids)
Biological process (GO): IMP salvage; AMP metabolic process
Cellular component (GO): cytosol
Molecular function (GO): AMP deaminase activity
Source: RefSeq, a predicted model, not a curated record